Messenger RNA from Aphanomyces astaci, 1070 nucleotides. RefSeq names its product guanine nucleotide-binding protein subunit beta-like protein. Lineage: Eukaryota; Oomycota; Saprolegniomycetes; Saprolegniales; Verrucalvaceae. Gene Ontology annotation, biological process: positive regulation of protein phosphorylation; rescue of stalled cytosolic ribosome. Gene Ontology annotation, molecular function: protein kinase C binding; translation regulator activity; ribosome binding. The transcript has a single exon. The record is from RefSeq and is a predicted model, not a curated record. The coding region runs from base 32 to 988 and encodes 318 amino acids. Gene Ontology annotation, cellular component: cytosol; nucleus.
CGCCACCCUCACUUUUUCAAUUCAUUCGACCAUGGGAGAUCAAUUGGUGCUUCGCGGAACGCUCGCCGGCCACGGCAAAAACUGGGUGACGGCCAUCGCCACCUCGCGUGAGAACCCCAACUUGGUGGUCACGUCUUCGCGCGACAAGUCCGUGCUCGUGUGGCAGCUCACCCACGACGCCGACCCCGACAACUACGGGUACGCGCGCCGCCGCCUGACCGGGCACUCCCACUUCGUGGAAGACGUGGUCAUUUCGUCGGACGGCCAGUUCGCGCUCUCUGGUUCGUGGGACGGCACCCUCCGCUUGUGGGACUUGAACACGGGCAUCACGACCCGCCGCUUCGUCGGUCACUCGAAGGACGUGCUCUCGGUCGCGUUCUCGGCCGACAACCGCCAAAUCGUGUCAGGCUCCCGCGAUCGCUCCAUCAAGUUGUGGAACACCCUCGGCGAGUGCAAGUACACCAUCACCGAGGAAGGUCACACCGAAUGGGUAUCUUGCGUGCGCUUCUCCCCGUCGUCGGCGAACCCGUUGAUCGUGUCCGCGGGGUGGGACCGCCUCGUGAAGGUGUGGAACUUGACCAACUGCAAGCUCCGCACCAACCUGUGCGGCCACACCGGCUACCUCAACACCGUCACGGUCUCCCCCGACGGAUCCUUGUGCGCGUCGGGCGGCAAGGACGGCGUGGCCAUGCUCUGGGACUUGAACGAAGGCAAGCGCUUGUACUCGCUCGAAGCCAACGACAUCAUCCAUGCGCUCGUGUUCUCUCCCAACCGUUACUGGUUGGUAGCGGCCACUUCGUCGGCGAUCAAGAUCUGGGAUUUGGAGUCCAAGGUCGUGGUCGAUGAGCUCGUGCCCGAGUUUGAAAACGUCGGCAAGAAGUCUCAGCCGCCGCAUGCCGUGUCCCUCGCAUGGUCCGCCGAUGGCCAGACGCUGUUUGCCGGGUACACGGACGGUAUUGUCCGCGUGUAUGCCGUCGGCUCCAACUAAGCAACCGCCACCUGCCAGCUACAUACUUGUGGUCGCUCGAAUCGAAAUUUCAAUAACUAACUCGCAUCAUGUUGGUAUUGUA